AUGGACAUCUCUCCUGCUCCUGCAGCCCGAUCGGCGAGCAAGCCACUCAGGCCCCGCGCCUUCACGAGUGGCGCCAGGCUUUUUGGUUCAGAUCUUAGCAACAGUGCCAACUCCCUCCUGCCUAGCCCUCACAUGGAUGCCGUGGCUGCUGCCGCGAAGGCACCUGUCGCGACACAGUCCUCCAAACGUAUUCAACGGUCUGCCUUGCCUUCCGAGUGGUUUACCGCUCCCAAGCAGCCCGAUAUGUCCAUUCCGACUGCUCCAUCAUCACCUAUGGAUGAUGCCAUGGACGUUGAUACGUCUUAUCAUGCUGACUCAGUAGCUCAGCCGAUCACCUUCUCGUCGCCUUCGUUCUCGCCCGCUGUUCAAUCUGCUGCCCCGACGAUCACUGGAUUCAACCAACUAUUUUAUGACACACUCUCGCCCCGUCGGUCCUAUGAGUCGCCUUCAGCACACCCUAGGAAACGCCGCUCUCUGUCGCCUGAGUCUGUUCGAAAUACCAUCAGUCCUCAACAUGAGCGGUCCUCAUCUCCUAUGCAGCACUCGUCUCCUUCAGAUGCCAAGUUGGAGCGUAUUACCAACGGAGCUGUCGCUGGCCGUAGCAAGCCUUCUUUGCCAGGACUCGGGGCGCCUUCCGCUGGCUUCUUGAAGCGUCCUCGCAGACCGGUGCUGUCUGCGAUGGUUCAACCUUCCGACCAUGCUAUUCAAUCGGCCUACCCGAUUAUGUCGCCCUCGACCGCCGCUUCUGGUUCGGAAGAAGACCACAGCCCUCGUGGAUCUGCGCCUGUCCGACGUGCCUUCUCUGCUUUCCUUCCUCCCUCGAUUUAUACUGAGCAAGAAGAUGAAGAGUCGUUUGAAGGACCGGACAUGUCGUCUCCCGCUCAGGCAUACUCGAAGCGCCAGCAGGUGAAGACGAUCAGGCGUUGUGAUGGUACUGAGGAUUUCAGGCCCUUGACUGGUGCGACAGCUAUGAUCUCGAAGGAAAGUCCGUCGGCCAAGUUCAUGGCCCCUGGGUUGCCUGGGUUUGGGGAUAACGAGGCUCACGGGAAGAUCCUCCCUUGUCAUCGCGUGUCAGAGGAUGGUUUGAUGAGGAUUAAAUCUGAGACGUUGGAUAAUCUCUUAGACGGACACUAUAACGAUGACAUUACUGACUUCCAUGUCAUAGAUUGCCGUUUUGACUAUGAAUACGCUGGGGGUCAUAUUCCAGGAGCUGUUAACAUUAACAAUACCACUUCCGUCGAGGAGCUGCUCCUUGGACCCAGCUUGACGAAACCCAAACCGUCCGUCAGUGGCGACAAGACCAGGAAGACAAUUCUUGUCUUCCAUUGCGAAUUCAGUGCGAAGCGUGCACCGACUUUUGCGAAACACUUGAGGGCCAAAGACCGUGCUAUGAACAACCAGGUAUACCCGAGGAUCCACUAUCCGGAGGUCUACAUUCUUGAAGGUGGCUACUGCCAAUACUUCAGGACGUCUGGACAUCGCUGCGAGCCACCCGCUUAUGUGACGAUGGACGACCCCAACCAUGCGUCUUCUCGUCGUGAAGACCUGGACCAGUUCCGCAAGGCAAAGUUCGGUCGCCAUAAGUCCUACACCUACGGAGACGGGGCCAAGGCACUAUCGUAUGCCCAGCAACAGCAGCAACAGCAACAACCCAAGCGCAACACUGCCCCUGCUCCUCCCACUCUGUUCGCUGCGGCAACUGCUGCACGCAGCCGUCGCGGAGGAGGCGGACUGACGACGCUCAUCGAGGACGGCAAUGCUACUGCUGACGAAACUGACACUGAUCUCGGGGACAGCCCUUGCCCACCUCCUACGAAGACCGCAGGUCUCAAGAGCAAGAAGCCUAUUCGCCCAAUGGUUCGCUCGGAAACUUACGGUCCUGGUCGCAUGCCCUUCUGUUGA
This is a messenger RNA of Cyclocybe aegerita, 1902 nucleotides long. The record is from the annotation of a GenBank genome assembly. NCBI's taxonomy places the organism in Eukaryota, Fungi, Basidiomycota, Agaricomycetes, Agaricales, Hemipholiotaceae.